AUGGACAGAGUAACAAUUAACCAAAUGGUACAAAACACCAUCCAGCAAUAUGGCUCGAAGACUGCGUUAUCUCACAAAGUUGAUAAAAAGUAUCAGGAUAUCUCUUAUGCAACACUCGCAGAGCGGAUCAAAGACUUCUGCUUAGGCCUGACCGAACUCGGCUUGCAGAAAGGAGAUCGGGUCGCACUGCUAUCUGAAAACCGUCCGGAAUGGGCGAUAACCGACCUAGCGACGCUUGCCGGCGGUGGAGUUACUGUGCCAAUGUUUUCGACGCUGACGUCCGCACAGGUGGAGUACAUCGUCAGGGAUUCGGGGGCAAAGAUCCUCUGCGUAUCCAGCGAAAGACAGCUGCAGAAGAUCAAGGAUUGGGAUGCAAAUGUCCCAACAAAUCUUCAGCACAUUGUUAUUUUUGACGAUCUACAAGACGACUCAGUCUACCAGCAAGCCAGUGACGCUGUUGGACCGGACGACCUCGCCUCGAUUAUUUACACCUCCGGGACGACGGGCGAUCCGAAGGGGGCAAUGCUGACCCACAGCAAUUUUAUGUCGAAUGCGCAGGCUGCAAUGAGGAUUGUAUCAAUCACCCCCGAUGAUGUUUUCCUUUCUUUCCUUCCGUUGUCACAUGUGUUUGAACGGAUGGGGGGGCACUAUCUACCACUUAGCGGCGGUGCAACGAUUGCGUAUGCUGAAAGCCUGUUUACUAUUCGCCAAGACAUGCAGGAGGUUCGCCCGACAAUUAUGAUGAGUGUGCCCCGUCUCUAUGAGGGGAUGCACGAAAGGAUUAUCCGCUCUGUCAAAGAAGGUUCUUCUACCAAACAGAAAAUCUUCCACUGGAGUGUCGGCGUCGGCGCGAAGGUGAGUCAAGCCAUUCAACGGAAAAGGAAGCCAAACCCCAUCUUAUCGCUGAAGGCAAGUAUUGCCAAUAAACUGGUCUUCCAAAAGCUUAAGGCGGUAACCGGUGGACGCCUACGCUUCUUUGUCUCCGGCGGUGCUCCCUUGUCAAAAGCGAUUGCGGAGUUUUUCCAUGCGGCGGGCAUCCUCAUCCUUGAAGGAUAUGGUUUGACGGAAACUUCACCUGUCAUCAGCGUGAAUCAGCCAGACCGAUGGAAAUUUGGCACUGUGGGGCCCAUCGUUCCGGGCGUAGAGGUGAAAAUUGCUGAGGAUGGCGAGAUUUUGUCGCGAGGACCGCACAUCAUGCAGGGCUAUUUCAACAAACCGUCAGAUACAGCGGAAGCUAUUGACGCGGAUGGAUGGUUUCACACGGGCGACAUCGGGGAGAUUGAUGAGGAAGGAUUCCUGGCAAUAACAGACCGUAAGAAAAACAUCCUCGUUCUCUCCAACGGGAAAAACGUCGCGCCGCAACCCAUUGAGAACCAACUCAAGCAGAGUCCCUACAUCAGCGAAAUUAUGCUUCUCGGCGAUCAACACAAAAGUGUUGCUGCGCUUAUCGUGCCAAGUCUUGAUGAGAUUAAGGAGUAUGCUAAAGAACAGCAGCUUGAGACAGGGGACAUGGCUGCACUCCUUCAGACGCAAGAGAUUCAGCGACUGAUUCGGGGUGAGAUUAACCAAUAUUCGAGCGAUCUUGCUGACUUUGAGCGGGUUCGGAUGUUCACUUUAAUGGCGGAGGAAUUCUCAGAGAAAUCGGGAGAGAUGACGCCGACGCUCAAACUCAAACGAUCGGUCGUUAUGGAGAACCAUAAAGCGGCGAUUGACCAGAUGUAUGGCGAUGAUGGGUAG
Molecule: messenger RNA, 1737 nt
Organism: Geodia barretti
Lineage: Eukaryota; Metazoa; Porifera; Demospongiae; Tetractinellida; Geodiidae
Source: the annotation of a GenBank genome assembly